CUCCUGUCUCCUCUCUCUCUUUCUCUUUCUCUUUCUCUCUCCUCUCUCCUCUCUCUCCAGAAGGGAAAAUAAACCCUAACUAAAAGAGCUGUUUACCCACAAUUUUGAUGGAUGACGACGGAUUGAACAUGAGGAACUGGGGUUAUUAUGAACCUUCUUCCCUUAAAGGGAAUCUUGCUCUGCAGCUUAUGUCAUCUGUGGCGGAUCGGGACACGAAACCUUUCCUUUCUGGGCGUGAUAGUGGUGUGAUGGGAGCUGCCAAUGGAGUGUAUCAUCCCCGGGAUUAUUUAAUUUCAGGAGCUCCUGAUCACAUGGACUAUGUGAGGGACAGUUGGAUAAACCAUCGAGACAAAUUCGUUCACAUGUUUCCGGGGAAUCCAUACAAUACUGUGCUUCCAGAGACUUCUGGAACUCAUCAAAUGCAGAUGCUGCAACAACCUGAACCUAGCAAGGAUGCCAGGGUGAGUGUGGAGGAUGUUGGUGUCAGAAAGGAGCCUGGUUCUGCAAAAAAGAGGGCAGCUGUUUCUGUCCCAAAGGCCCCUAAAUCAAAGAAGCCAAAGAAAAACCCUGCUGUGCCAAAGGAAAAUGGAAGUUCCUCGGGUCAGCGAAGCAAAGCAGUGAAGAAGAGCAUGGACGUUGUGAUAAAUGGGAUUGAUCUGGACAUUUCUGGUAUUCCUAUUCCUGUUUGCUCUUGCACUGGUACUCCUCAGCAAUGCUAUCGAUGGGGAUGUGGCGGUUGGCAAUCAGCUUGCUGUACCACGACUAUAUCUAUGUAUCCCUUGCCAAUGAGUGCCAAAAGACGUGGAGCCAGAAUUGCUGGAAGGAAGAUGAGUCAGGGUGCUUUCAAAAAGGUUUUGGAGAAACUUGCAGCUGAGGGUUAUAACUUUGCUAAUCCAAUUGAUCUCAGGAGUCACUGGGCCAAGCAUGGUACCAACAAGUUUGUAACAAUCAGGUAGACCUGGACAGUGGGUACAAUUAGUGGACUGCCACUGCACCCGGUCUGUUUCUCCUGUAUAUAUAUCUGUGGCCUUCUGCAAAGGUUAAUUUGGCAUCCUGUAGUCCAUCAAUUUUACUGUCAUGAGGACAUCUGUCUUCAACUUCCAGAUAUGAUUUUCAAGAGGCGUUGUUUAAUUUCCUUUCUGUUGGUGUCAAUGGCUAGCAAGUUAUCUGGCCACUGAGUGUAGGAAUGUCAAUGACUUUUCCUUUAAUUAAUUGGAGAAUUUUUUUAAUUUUAAGUAUGUAUUAAUGAUCUUUCCUUC
Molecule: messenger RNA, 1259 nt
Organism: Coffea eugenioides
Lineage: Eukaryota; Viridiplantae; Streptophyta; Magnoliopsida; Gentianales; Rubiaceae
Product: protein BASIC PENTACYSTEINE1
Exons: 2
Coding region: 108-956 (282 amino acids)
Biological process (GO): response to ethylene
Cellular component (GO): nucleus
Molecular function (GO): DNA-binding transcription factor activity; sequence-specific DNA binding
Source: RefSeq, a predicted model, not a curated record